AUGGCCGUUGUGGAGUCCACCUUGAAAGGCAUGGGCCGUCCCUCCAAUGCGGAUGCAUUGGAGAAAUGGUGCCCUAGUUGCAGCUCGCGGCUUGUGAAACUUGCAUUCAUACAGUGUCCAGGCAAGAACAGCUCACUUAGGUUCGGAGAGGGCAAGAUUCGGGAGAUGAGUGCCAAGAAUAUCUCGAAGUGUUUGAAAAUUCACAAGCGGCUUACAGCUGCAGAUGCUCGUGCACAAGAGAUCAUUGCUGAGUUUGAUGAUCGGUUUGGCAGCAGGCACACGCUAGCAUCGCAGCAGAACCUGGACAUCCUCGUGACACGCACACAUGUGAGUGGCAACGAGGCCGUGUCGAGACAGCUGCUCCUGUGGUGUUUGGAACACUUCGAGAAUGAUGUUCAGCGUGGUACCGUGAGCUUUGAUGCGGCCAAGGCGGCCUUUAACCUGGCCGUGUCCAGGAGCCUCUUGAAGAAACGUCUCAUCAAUUAUGUCAGCAAGAGAGUCACCAUGCCGGCGAAGCCAACAGACGGUGUCGCUAUCCCCACAAUCGACAGCAUUUUCGGCACCUUUGCGAAAUUCCGGAACAGCGGGCUCGAUCAUGGCAGCACCCUCGUGAUGACGUGGAGGGCGUCUAUGCCUUCCUACCUGCAGGACACAUUCGAUUUCCUGACCAAGCUCAUGCGUGGAGGAGGCCCCCUUGACGAGAGCCUCGAGACCUUUCUCCAAAAGGAUUCCUUGGUUUCAGCCGAACUGGUCUUGAGGGCUCAGUCUAUGAAGGAUCACUUCGACAUCGUGGCUGUCACGCAGGCGGCCAGCCAAACUGCACAAGACGAGAAGGCAGCGUCGGCACCGCCACCCGUUGCUCCACCUUCCCCGCCAAAGCCAGAAUCGACAACGGCACUUUCGCCGCCGGAGCUGCCUGAAGAUCCUGAGGACUUGAUUGAGGCAGCUGAGCAUCCCCAACGCCUCGAUCGAAGCAUCUACUUUGACUCUUUGCCCUUGUCGUCUGUAGCCAAGGACAUUCUGAACAAGGUUCCGGACGACAGUCAGUUUGAGCAAGUGCUGGAAACGGCACGAUUGCGUGCCAACACAUUCCUGGACUUGCGUGUCUGGCCCACUGACGCGACCAACUUGAGAGCUGCUUUGCAAUCCAUUCCGGAUGCACAGAACAGGGUCUACAUCUAUGACACCAAGAAUGAGACGAAAGACACUGGCCGGGUGGCGAGCUAUGCACCGUAUCGUCGUCCCCCAGCCCUGGAGAAGAAGAACAUCAAGAUUGUCGGCGAGGCUUUGUUUGGGGACCCCGCAUUGGCGAAGGACAGCUCCAGAGCUCACCCGGUGAUCUUUCGUGCCUGCGACAUGUUUGUCUGCAUGGAUGGCAGAUCCCCUUCGAACCAGAAGCAGAUCACAGCCGAGCUUACCCGAUGCAUGAAGCCACAUGCGAGCAUGUUCCCCAAGCUGGCCAACGGCUUGAUCACAGUCCGCAUGCUCUACCACUGUCGGGAAUUUGAGGGAUCGGGGCGAUUGGCGAUGGCCAGGCGAACGUGUUUGACCCAAACAUGCCCAGACCCGAUGGAAACCAUGGUUGUCAUUCAACCCAAGGCGUACACGCUUCCGCAGCGGACAGAGAAGCAGAAAGCGGCUGCGGAGGCAGCCGAGGCUGGCACGGAUGAUGCCGAAGAAGUUCAUGCUGUUUCAGACAGUGAUGAUGGUGCUGUGGACGGUGCAGGCAGCCAGGCUUCAGAGUGUGAGCCCGCAAGAGGUGUUCUCUUGUGGCCGUGGGCGUCUUCCGAGGAUGCCUGGACAAGCAUUUACACGGCAUUCCACCUGGUAAGCCCGUCUCAGACCUGGAUCAUUGAUUUCACAGCAGGGUGUGGCCUUGCGGCUCUCGCGGCCGUGAGGGGUCGCUUUCACUAUGUCGGCUUCGCCACUUCGGAGGUCCACUUGAAGUUUCUCCGCCAAUACGUGAUGUUCCGCAUCGUCUCCGAAAUGGUGUUGAAUGUGGAUCCACACGCAUGGAAUAUUCGCAAGCGGAUUCUGUGCCGUGAGAACAGUUUGACUGGCUCUAGCACUACGGAGUCCAAUGCUGAGACUCUUCCGCCAAGGACCUUACUUAUCUUGUGA
Molecule: messenger RNA, 2121 nt
Organism: Symbiodinium sp. CCMP2592
Lineage: Eukaryota; Dinophyceae; Suessiales; Symbiodiniaceae
Source: the annotation of a GenBank genome assembly